CGGGCUGGGGCGGCCUCCCCGCAGCGUCCCGCCGGGGCAGCGGCGGCCAUGGCUGUGAUGGCCGGCGGGGGAGCGUUCCUCGGGCCUGGGCCUCCUCCUCCUCCUGCUGCCGCGGUGCGGGCCCGGCCGGAGGAAGAGCUCGGGCCAGCAGGAGGGGAAGGCUCCGGCUCCUUCCACUGCUCCUCUCCCUUCCCUCCUUCUCCCGGCCAAGUUAACGAGACCCUCGAAUAAAGCGUGAUAAAGAAAUGGAAAAUGAGGUUCAGCUUGUCCAUCUCCCUGAUUUGCAAGGACGACGUUAUUUUUAAAUGAUGUUCUGACACCAAAUACAGAGAACGGUAAUUUUCCCUACCAAGUACCCAACUUCCAUAAGUGUGAGAUUUGUUUGCUGUCUUUUCCAAGAGAGACCCAGUUUCAGCGCCAUAUGAGGGAUCAUGAGCAAAAUGACAAGCCUCACCGGUGUGACCAGUGUCCGAUGUCAUUUAAUGUUGAAUUCAACCUGACACUUCACAAAUGUACUCACAAUGGCGAGGAUCCUACGUGUCCUGUGUGCAACAAGAAAUUCUCCAGAGUAGCCAGUCUAAAAGCACAUAUAAUGCUACAUGAGAAAGAGGAGAAUCUGAUCUGUUCAGAGUGUGGAGAUGAAUUCACUUUACAGAGUCAGCUGUCCAUACACAUGGAAGAACAUCGUCAAGAAUUGGCAGGCAGUAGGAUUCACAGCUGCAAGUCUUGCAAAAAAGAAUUUGAAACUUCUUCACAGCUAAAGGAGCAUAUGAAAACUCACUAUAAAAUAAGGGUAUCAAAUACCAGAUCUUAUAACAGAAACAUUGAUAGAAGUGGGUUUACCUAUUCCUGUCCUCACUGUGGAAAGACUUUCCAGAAACCAAGUCAGUUAACACGACAUGUUAGAAUACAUACAGGUGAAAGACCUUUCAAGUGCAGUGAGUGUGGGAAGGCCUUUAACCAGAAGGGGGCUCUGCAGACCCACAUGAUCAAGCACACGGGGGAGAAGCCCCACGCCUGUGCCUUUUGUCCCGCCGCCUUCUCCCAGAAAGGCAACCUGCAGUCACAUAUACAGCGAGUUCACUCCGAGGUGAAGAAUGGCCCUACAUACAACUGUACAGAAUGCAGCUGUGUCUUCAAAAGCUUGGGUAGUUUAAAUACACAUAUCAGCAAGAUGCACAUGGGUGGUCCACAGAAUUCUGCAAGUGCUUCAACAGAUGUGUCUCAUGUUACAGCGGACUCUGUCACCCAACCUUUAACAACAUCCCCAUCUAAUCUUUUGCAACCUGUUGAUAACAAAUGGAAGAACGCCACACAUUUUCGGUCUCCACUUCUUCAACAGACAGAAAACCAGGUGUCUCCAGCUGCUGCUCAUCAGGGUCAGCAGACUGUCACUGAUGUCAUUCAGCAGCUCCUUGAGUUAUCAGAACCAGGUCCAGUAGAAAAUAACCAGCCUCAACAACCUGGUCAACAGCUCAAUAUUGCAGUGGGGAUCAGUAGAGAUAUUUUGCAGCAAGCAUUAGAGAACAGCGGGUUGUCAUCAAUUCCUGUCUCUGCACAUUCUACUGACUGCAGCCAGGCUAAGGCUGCUGGGGCCCAGGAUCAGAACCCAGAUGUCCCAAGCCUCUCAAAUCACCAGGCUGAUUCUAAUAGUGCCGAACAAGAUAAGGAGCAAGAGAGUACAGAUAAACUAGAUAAAAAAGAAAAAAAGUUCAUUAAGAAAAAAUCACCAUUUUUGCCUGGUUCUAUACGUGAAGAAAAUGGAAUCAGAUGGCAUGUUUGUCCGUAUUGCUCUAAAGAAUUUAAAAAACCAAGCGAUUUAGUGCGCCACAUUCGCAUUCACACCCACGAGAAGCCAUUCAAGUGUCCCCAGUGUUUCCGCGCCUUUGCUGUGAAGAGCACUCUAACAGCACACAUAAAAACACACACUGGCAUUAAAGCUUUCAAGUGCCAAUUUUGUAUGAAAAGCUUUUCCACCUCAGGGAGUUUAAAAGUUCACAUUCGCCUGCAUACAGGUGUUAGGCCUUUUGCUUGUCCUCACUGUGACAAGAAGUUUAGAACAUCGGGCCAUCGGAAAACUCACAUCACUUCACAUUUUAAACAUACAGAACUAAGAAAGCUGCGACAUCAACGUAAACCCGCAAAAGUUCGAGUAGGAAAGUCAAGUGGUCCAGUACCAGAUAUUCCUUUGCAAGAGCCCAUACUCAUAACUGAUUUAGGUCUUAUCCAGCCAAUCCCGAGGAACAGCCCGGUCUUCCAAAACUAUUUUAACAAUAAUUUUGUGAAUAAUGCAGAGAGACCAUACAAAUGCUAUUAUUGCCAUCGAGCGUAUAAAAAAUCCUGUCAUCUUAAACAACACAUCAGGUCUCACACAGGUGAAAAGCCAUUUAAGUGCUCUCAGUGUGGAAGGGGUUUUGUGUCAGCUGGAGUUCUGAAAGCACAUAUUAGAACACACACUGGAUUGAAAGCUUUCAAGUGUGUUGUGUGCAACGGGGCCUUCACUACUGGUGGUAGCCUCAGGCGACACAUGGGGAUCCAUAAUGACCUUCGACCGUAUAUGUGUCCCUACUGUCAAAAAACAUUCAAAACAUCACUCAACUGUAAAAAGCACAUGAAGACUCAUAGAUAUGAACUUGCACAGCAACUUCAGCAGAAUCAGCAGUCUUCUUCAAUAGAUGAUUCUACAGUACAUCAGCAGAGCAUUCAUGUUUCUACACAAAUGCAGGUGGAGAUACAAAGUGAUGAGCUACAGCAGUCUGAAACUGUUGCAACAGAUCAGCAGGCUAUUUUAGAGUUAGACCAGCAGCCAGUAGUAGGCACAGAAGAAACAGCACUAGAACAAGAAUUGGCUGAUCAGCCUUUAGAGCAAGAUGAGGAUAGAUUUGUGACAUCCCAGCAUGCUUUACAGGAAAACAUUACUCAGUUUGAGCAACAGACUAUAACACAGCAGCCAUUUGAUCAACAGAGCUUAUCACAAGGUUUUACUGUGAAUGACAGCUACAAUCAACAGAGUCAAUUUCCAGCUGUACAGCAGCUGCAGGAUUCAAGCACACUUGAAUCUCAGGCUCUUUCAACGAGUUACCAUCCACCAGCCCUUCUUCAGGUUCCAAAUACAGAGCCUAUUAACGUAACCGCUCGCUUGAUACAAGAUCAGUCACCACAGGAAGAACUUGAGUUGCACACCCAACGACCUCAUUUUCUUGAGGAUAAUGAAGAUCAAAGUAGGCGUUCAUAUAGAUGUGAAUAUUGCAACAAGGGUUUUAAGAAAUCCAGCCAUUUGAAACAGCAUGUGCGAUCACAUACUGGUGAGAAACCUUAUAAAUGCCAACUCUGUGGCCGUGGUUUUGUUUCCUCAGGAGUUCUUAAGUCACAUGAGAAGACUCAUACAGGAGUUAAAGCAUUCAGCUGUAGCAUUUGCAAUACCUCCUUCACAACUAAUGGCAGCCUUACCAGGCACAUGGCAACUCACAUGAGCAUGAAGCCUUACAAGUGCCCAUUCUGUGAUGAAAGCUUUCGAACAACUGUUCACUGCAAAAAACAUAUGAAAAAACAUCAGACAGUCUCCUCAGCUGUAGCAGCAGCUACAGAUACAGGAGGGGGAGUUGCAUGUGUUGAAGAUGAUGAUGAAAGCUCUGAAAGGACUUCCAGAAAAUCUCGUCCUGGUGUCAUAACUUUUACAGAAGAAGAGACAGCAGAACUGGCAAAGAUUAGGCCUCAAGAAAGUGCUACUGUUUCAGAAAAAGUUCUUGUUCAGUCAGCUGCAGAGAAAGACAGAAUUAGUGAAAUCAAAGAUAAGCAAGCAGAACUGGAAGCAGAGCCCAAAUAUGCCAACUGUUGCAGUUACUGUCCCAAAAGCUUCAAAAAACCCAGUGAUUUAGUCAGGCAUGUUCGUAUCCAUACUGGAGAGAAACCGUAUAAGUGCGAUGAAUGUGGGAAGAGUUUCACUGUAAAAUCCACUCUGGAUUGUCAUGUUAAAACGCACACAGGCCAGAAACUCUUCUGUUGUCAUGUGUGCAGUAAUUCUUUUUCUACAAAAGGAAGUCUAAAAGUUCACAUGCGCCUGCAUACGGGAGCAAAGCCCUUCAAAUGCCCACACUGUGAUUUGCGGUUUCGUACUUCAGGGCGCAGAAAAACUCACAUACAGUGUCAUUAUAAACCGGAUACAAAGAAAGUUAGGAAACCUGUUGCUCGGACUUCAACUGAGGGACUACAACCAGUCAGUCUUCUUAAUUCAUCCUCAACAGACCCUAAUGUGUUCAUCAUGAAUAACUCUGUUUUGACGAGUCAGUUUGAUCAAAAUUUACUUCAACAAGGACUUGUGGGCCAGGCUAUCCUGCCUGCUUCAGUGUCAGCUGGAGGUGACUUAACUGUGUCCUUGACAGAUGGUAGCUUGGCCACUCUUGAAGGAAUACAGUUACAACUUGCUGCUAAUCUGGUUGGACAAAAUGUUCAGAUUUCUGGAAUAGAUGCCACUGGUAUUAACAACAUAACGUUACAGAUCGAUCCAAGUAUUCUACAGCAGACAUUACAGCAGAGUAAUUUACUUACUCAGCAGCUGACUGGAGAUCCCACCAUGACUCCACAGAAUCCCUCCCUCCAGGCAACAGAAAAUGCAGUGCCGGCUAAUGUGGUUAUUCAGCCCAUAUCAGGCUUGUCUUUGCAGCCCACAGUAACAUCAUCUGCUAACAUGACAAUAGGGUCCCUGUCUGAGCAGGAGUCUGUGCUGACAACCAGCGCUAAUGGUGCACAAGACAUUACUCAAGUUAUGACUUCACAGGGUAUGGUGUCAUCUACAAAUGGACAACAUGAGAUAAUGUUGACCAUAAAUAAUUCCAGUUUGAGUCAAGUUCUAGCGCAUGCUUCGGGUUCUACUGCUGCGACCUCAUCAGGAAGUCCUCAAGAAAUCACUCUUACAAUAUCUGGCCAAGAUCUUAUUCAGCAUAAUUCUGGAAGCACUGAUCUGAACACUGGCUUAAGGCUGACAGCACCAACCAUCAGCAGUCAGACUACAGGUGCUACAUUAACUAUAAGCAAUGACCAGCUUCUUUCUCAGGGCCCUUCACUAAAUGCUCCAGAACUUAAUACAACAGGGGGAUCAAACCUUCCUCCAGCGACACCCAUAUCUCAGUCUGCAGUUUCUGCACAGAAUUUGGUAAUGUCUUCAUCAGGAGUUGGAGGAGAUGGUAGUGUCACUUUGACUCUUGCUGACACUCAGGGAAUGUUGUCAGGUGGUCUUGAUGCAGUUACACUUAAUAUCACUUCACAGGGUCAGCAGUUCCCUGCUAUACUCACAGAUUCCAGUCUUGCUAGCCAAAGUGGAUCAGGAUCACAGCAAGUCAUACUGGUGAGCCAUACCCCCCAUUCAGCACCUGCAAACUCUGAUGAAAUAACGUAUCAGGUGACAGAAGUUUCCCCUAAUGUGGCUAAAAGCAGUCAAGCAGAAAAAGAAACUCGUGGGCACCAGUGUUUUGAGUGUAGCCAAACCUUUUAUUCCGUCACCAUGCUGACACACCACUGCAAAGAGGUCCAUGGCAAAGAGCGAAUACACGUUUGCCAAAUCUGCAAUAAGGCCUUUAAGCGGGCAACACAUCUCAAGGAACACAUGCAAACCCACCAGGGUGGACCUUCACUGAGUUCCCAGAAGCCUAGAGUGUUUAAAUGUGAUACUUGUGAAAAAGCUUUCGCUAAGCCAAGUCAGCUGGAGAGACACAGUCGCAUCCACACAGGGGAACGACCGUUUCAGUGUACACUGUGUGAAAAGGCAUUUAACCAGAAGAGUGCUCUUAAAGUCCACAUGAAAAGGCACACAGGAGAGAGACCUUAUAAAUGUGAUUACUGUGCCAUGGGAUUUACACAGAAAAGCAAUAUGAAACUGCAUAUGAAACGGACUCAUGGUUACACUGGUCCUGUACAAGAACCUGCAAGCCACCAAGAACAAGAAGGGGAAGACAUUAGUCGUGCUCUGAAUUUAGAAGAAGUGGUACAAGAAUCUUCAAAUGAAUGGCAAAAUAUAGGCAAUGUUUUUCGAUAACACCUCGAAAUUUGAAAAUUAAAGAUGUUUCUGGGACUUGAACUUUACAGUUAAAGCUUCAAACACUGAAGAUACUAACAAUAGAAUAAUAUAUUAUAGGUUUUUUUAAUUAUUUACAGAAGUUACCUAAAAGAUUAAUUCUUUUUUUUAAGCUUAUAGAAGAAUAUUGGGAAAACUUCAUUUAAUCUGUGCUAAAUUGUCUGUGAAUCAAUGAACUCAGGUAAUAAUUUCAUCUUUGAAUUCACAGACAAUAUAUCUAUUUAAAGAUAAACUGGAACUUUAUAUAAGAAUAGAAUGAUUCCCAUUUUUAAAGGAGAUGAUUAAUAACUUCACAGGAAAAUCAUGAAACUGUCAGUCAACUAUUUUUAUGUAUUUAAAGAAAUAAUUGAGAUUGGAAACAAAGUGUUGCAGUUGAUGGUGCAUGCAGUAUAAAAUAGUGGAGUUUUACCUUUCUUUUUUUUCCUUACAAGGCUGUAUUUUUUUUGAAAGCUUUCUUUUUUAGUGCAUUUCAAGGAUUUGUUAAAAAAAAAUACUGCAAGCUCAUAACUUUUCUUGAGUUAAACUCUUGAGAGGGAGCAUGUUCAUUUUCAUUCCAACCACAAGAGGCAGUUAGUUUUUUAGAGUAAAAAUCUUGAGGUUUUGGACUUGGCAAUAAUUACUUAAAAAGAAUCCAAAUGAGAAAAGGUUCUAGUAAAAGCCUCUGUUGUUUUUGCUGUACUGGGUCAGCAGGUAUAUAUCUCAGUAUCUGUGGAAAACAGCCAUAUACUAAAUCUGUGAGGUAAACAAGUUCAGUUUUGUGGUAGCAGUGAGAAAGUUAGAUUCACACUAGGUCACCUAUACUAUACAAUGUUCCCCAGUGCUGUAAACAGUUAUAAUUUUGAAUCUGUAAAUUCCUUACUAUUUUUUUUGUGGAUUUUGGAAAUAUAUUGCAUUUAUUUGUUGUUUUAAGUCAUUGUUUCAGCAAAACUACCUAGCUGACUGAGUAUUGCUUUCAAAGGUGCCACUUGUUAAGUAUAUUCAUAGCAAAGAAACACUGGAGUAAAAGCAUAGUUGUCUUUUAGACAUUCCAAAGACAGAAGCUGUUUUCUUAUUUUUGCCUUGUUCUUUUGAAUUUUAUUUAUAUGUUACAUAUAUAUAGAUAUAUAUAUGUGUGCUUAUAUAUGUAUAUAUAUAUAUUUAAAGUUUAUGAGCCUCUGUGUGGCUGAUCAGUAUAUUUUGUAAAUACUAAUCCCAGUUGCAAGGAGUUCAUCUGUUCGGUUGCCACAAGUAUUUCUAGAUCAGUGGUGGAUAUGUUGUACUAUAAUACCGACCUGGACUUUCAUUUACUUUCUAAAAAAUAAUUGUUCUCAGAUCCAAAUGCCCUUUCCUGUAAAUAUUGUCUAUACUCUGUCUAUGGUACAAACUAGUUAUUUCAGACUUCUGAAGCAAGGAAUUGCUGUUGGUUUUGAUAGGGCAUCUCUUAAUUCUUUUGUUAACUGUUCAGCAUAUGUAUAUAAGUAAUAUAGUUGGUGACAUGAAAAUAACACUUUUGUUAUGUGGAAUAUUUAAUUGAAAAACAUGCUAAAUAAUAUUACUUUUUUCCAAAUUCUGUUUCGUGUAUUUUUUAAGUAUAUGAAUCUGGAUUCUAGGAGAUUGGAAAAACUGCUUACCGAGUGCGUGUUUGAAUAUUAAAUGUAAAGAAUAAAGCCCUUCUAGCAGUGCCUUCCCUUCCAGGCAGCCUGUGAAUGUUUCAGCUGUUUAAGAAAGACAAUAUAUUUUACAGUUGUCUGGCCUCAUGGCAUAGCAUGUAGUUUAUCUGUAAUAAUACAGCAAAAUGUGCUGUGUUGCAUGUAUCACAUACUAUUUUUUUUCCCUGUUCAGCGAAUACUAUAUAAAUGCACAGAGGGCUUGGAACUCGGUGGUCUUUAAGGUCCCUUCCAACCCAGACCAUUUAAUGAUUCUGGGUUGCAGUGAUUCUUGGUACACACAACCUAAAAACUGAUCUCAUGAGUAAAAAGAUGGCAUUUUUAAAGGGUCACAUCUCAAAGCGUUAUGCCUUGGUUAGAGGCAGUUAGUCUGGUAGUAAGUCUUGGAAGUGUUAAAUAAACAGAGUUAUCGAAUCAACUGACUUUUUACCUGAAUUCAGUUUGCUACUCCUCCAGCCCUUGGAAAUCCUGUCAGCUACAGUAAUAGACUUUUUUAUAAAAUUUCUUUUUACCAUUGUAUUUGAUUUGCUUCUCUGCAUUCUCUUCCCUGUGAAUUUCAAGUGUCUUGACAGAGGUUUUUAUAGACUUCGUAAGAUUGAGUUGGAGCUUUUCAGAGCAGUUUAUGUGUUGAUGUUCAGAACAAAUACAGAGUAAGCAGUAUGUUGGUAUUUUCAAAAGCAAAGUGAAAGCAGAUGCAUUGUUUAAAGAAGCAGAACUUUUGUUCUGACAAGUGCUUCAAGUUCCACACUGUAUAGUGGGUAAGUGAACAGUGCUUGGGACAGCCUCUAUUCUUUCUGGUUUAAUGCAGUAGUAGGCUUGUGCUAGCCUUGGGGUUUUUGGCUUGUGCCCGCUUACAAUAUCUUUUAUGUCCAUUCCUUCAGUACAUUAAAUUACACACUCCUGGUAUUAAUUAGGCACUCCUGUUUCAGGAGAAAUCCUUUGCUGGCAAAUCAAAUGGCCAUUUAAACUGCUGGUUUUCAUCAAAACUACUAGUGUGUAACUAAAAGAAUAAAUUUCAGGCUAAGUUUUAAUCUCUUUUCAUGUUGGAAAAACAAUGCUUUCAAGUACUACACCUAUUCGUCUAAAAGAAGUCCAAAAAAGCUACUUCAACCCUCUAGAAAAGAUGACUGAAGGGAAAGAAGAGUGAUAAAGGCAAGAAGUUUUGGUUAAAUUCUGUUACUCCAAAGUGCAGCAUUUUGAAACAGGAAUUUCUCUGGGUUUUUUACCUUAAAUAUUCUUUCACUUUUUGAAGGCUGUUUGCACCACAUUUGUUCAGGAGGGGGCUGGUUUUUAUUGCCUGUUCAUAGAUAUUUUUUGCUUUGCAAUAUCCUUGUGGCCUGUAGCUGUCACUCUGUAGACACUGGCAUUCCAUAAUUGUGUCCUAUUAUCAGCCUUCUGGGCCAUGCAAUGUCACUAGAAGCCUGUGUGCAGAGUCCCAAAGUGUCAUUGUGUCAUUUUCUAGUAUCUGAACAUUAUUCAUAAACUCUGGGGGAUACUGUGGGGGAAUAAACCAACCAAAUCUAUAUAUAUGUAGAAGUGUAUAUAUAUAAAGAAAUACAUAUAUAUCCUUUUCCUUUGUAAAAAACAAAACUGGCCCAAGUUUCAUUUCAAGUUGAUUACUUUAUUUCAAUAGUGUCUAUUUUUAAAAGCUGUGUUCCUUUAAGAACAAUACGUGUUCAAAUUAAAUCAACUAUUACGUUGCAGAGUAUACAUCUGAAUGAAGCUACAAUAGAAAAAUACACAUAGCAACCAACAAAGGUAAUAGAUGUAAUAUGUGUGUGUAUGCUUAAUCAUUUUGGCAGUUUUGUUUUCUUUAGUCUCUGUGUAUUUUCUAUCAUCUCAUUUUCCAUUGUUUCGUAUUAAUGGACACUGAUUUAAACCUACAAUAGAUUUAGAUGUGAAAUGCAAUUAACAUAUAUUUAUAGGUAACUUUUACUGGGCACUUAUUAGGAAUACUGUUUCAACCUAGGAAGCACUAAUUAUUAUCUACUGUGCAUAGGCUAAAACUAAAAAAAUAAAAUAAUUAAUCACACUUAGAUGACAGUUUGAAGAAAUGGUAAGUUUAAGUAAUGAAACAGUGCAAUUCAGAAGAGCCUUUUAUUUCCCUAAGUGUGGUUGGAAAUACCAUCUCCACACAAUCAUUUUAGUAAUUUGUGAACAAUUCAUAUCUAUAUCUAACUGAGCUAUAAUUUAUUUCUAUGAGGCAACUACAAUACAACAGUUAAAUGUUCAAGGUAGUUUACUACAAGUUUGCUUUGGUGCACUGCCCUUAAUAGGCAUCCAGGUCUAACUCAGGCAAAAGAUGAGCCAAUCAAAUACAACACUGCUGCAAUACCAAGAGAGAUUUAAAAUUCUAACGUGAGAUGUGCAGGACUAUCUGAGAUACCAGUACUGAAGGGCUUUCUUUCAGAAAUUAGACUUUUUUUUUGUUUAUAUGCUUAUUUACUUAACUGUACUGCAAAGUUAAUGCUGUUGCAGCAGAGUUUAUGUGAAGCACCAGUGACAUCCAGUGGUCACAUGUGCAGUCUUAGAUGUUUCUCUGGGAAUAUCCCUUAUUUUGUAACAUUAGUCUAACUCAAAUUUUAAAUCCUCUUUCUCUCCCUCAUCUACUCUUUAUUCUAAUGGUUUGGAUGCAAUGAGCAAUUCAUGGCAUGGAAAGAAUUUCCUUAUUGCUAUUGCUCCACAUCAUAUUGAUUCUUCAACAUCUGCCCCCUCCCACACUUCACAUACCUUGAACUCCCAAGAUUUGAUAAACCUUUCCAUGACUGCCUAAUCCUGUUAUGAAAAUAAAUUAUUCUGUGAGUGAGAGAAGGAAGAUUAAAACAAAAUAAAAAAAUAACCAAAAAGAAAAUUUGGAUAAACAGUCCUUACAACUUCUGCACAUGUUUUUUUUUUGGUUUUGUUUUAACAGCAGUGUCUCAAAAAUUCAUUAACAGCAGUGCUCAGUAUCCAAGAUAUUAUAGCUCUUUAUUUGUAAUUCUGAUGUUCACUAAAAUGAAACCAGAGGAAUUGAGCUUAAAUUAGGUGCUUGGGAGAAAUAAAGGAGUCCAGCAUACAGUUAGGGCAUCCUGAAGAAGAACAGGUAAAGUCAGAGAUCUUGUUACUUUACAUAAAAUAAGGAAAA
Molecule: messenger RNA, 10840 nt
Organism: Catharus ustulatus (Swainson's thrush)
Lineage: Eukaryota; Metazoa; Chordata; Aves; Passeriformes; Turdidae
Gene: ZNF236
Product: zinc finger protein 236
Exons: 33
Coding region: 422-6031 (1869 amino acids)
Biological process (GO): regulation of transcription by RNA polymerase II
Cellular component (GO): nucleus
Molecular function (GO): RNA polymerase II cis-regulatory region sequence-specific DNA binding; DNA-binding transcription factor activity, RNA polymerase II-specific
Source: RefSeq, a predicted model, not a curated record